This is a messenger RNA of Pyrenophora tritici-repentis Pt-1C-BFP, 1655 nucleotides long. RefSeq names its product DUF1593 domain containing protein. The record is from RefSeq and is a predicted model, not a curated record. Gene Ontology annotation, molecular function: hydrolase activity, hydrolyzing N-glycosyl compounds. NCBI's taxonomy places the organism in Eukaryota, Fungi, Ascomycota, Dothideomycetes, Pleosporales, Pleosporaceae.
GAAAGCUUGACGUUUCCCCUGCUUUUGAACACACACCGCCCGAUUUCGCCCUCAUACCGCAUUGACAGCAUGGCAACCGAGAAACUCCAAACAUAUGCGCAGAAACCCCGCGUUUUCAUCUUGUCAGACAUCUCCAAUGAGCCCGACGAUGCUGAAUCCUUAUGUCGCUAUCUUCUGUACGCGAAUGAGUUUGAGACCGAAGGCUUAGUGGCGUGCACAAGCACAUGGAUGAGAGACAAAGUAUGUCCUCAGGACAUGGAGAAGAUGAUUGACGCCUAUGCCGGUGCUGUUGAUAAUCUCAAUAAACAUGCGCACCCUGAGUGGCAGUACCCGGCUGCAGAGCAUCUGCGCGGACUGAUCAGAAAAGGCGCCGAGACUUACGGCAUGUCGGCUGUAGGUACUGACAUACCAUUAUCUGAAGGUGGACAACUUCUCUACGACUGCAUCAUCAAACCUUCCACGCAGCCGUUGUGGGUCCUCUGUUGGGGCGGGACGAACACUCUCGCCCAAGCGCUCUUGAAAAUAGACGAUGAUUUCGACCCAGAGGACUCCAAGCGCUUGCUUUCACGACUACGGGUUUAUGCCAUCUCCGACCAAGACGAUACGGGCGCGUGGAUCCGCAACAGUUUUCCCGAUAUCCUGUACAUCGCAUCGGUCCAUGGCUGGAAUCAUUAUGGCUUGGCGGCCUGGUCCGGAAUCUCGGGCGACAAGUACUACGGCUUCGAUCAAGGCGGUCCCGAUUUUACCAAGAUGGAAAAGAGUUGGAUCAAAGAAAACAUCCAGAUUGGCCCACUGGGAAGCGCCUAUCCCGACUACCUGUACAUUCCUGAGGGCGAUACACCUUCUUUCCUCUACCUUGUUCAGAAUGGCCUUGGUGUACCCGACUGUCCCAACUAUGGAUCGUGGGGAGGAAGAUAUGUGCGCACGGAUAUCAGUACUGAAGGUCUGAAUAGCAGUCAUUACUCCGAUGCCGUAGACCGAGUCCGGGUUGGCGACAAGACUUAUGUAUCCAAUCAUGCGACCAUUUGGCGCUGGCGCGAUGCCUUCCAGAAUGACUUCGCGGCGCGCAUCAAGUGGACUAUGGAGCCUGAGUUCGCCAAAGCGAACCAUCACCCUGUCAUCAACAUUAGCGGCUUCCAAGGUCUGGCGCCAGCUCAAGUCACUGCUGAAGCCGGCACAACAGUGACACUCGACGCUUCCGGUACCUACGAUCCCGAUGGCGGAAAGCUGACGUUCAAGUGGUGGCACUACCGCGAGCCCACGGCUACAACAUGGCUUGUCCAUGAAGAAGUCAUGGAACUCGCAAUCAGGAAGUUGGACGACGAGGGAAGGAAGGUCCGCAUCACACUUCCGCCACCAGGAAAGAGUGCUGUGGAUGUGAUGACCAAGGAGCCAGUUGCGCAGGGCCAGCUUCUGCACCUCAUACUCGAGGUCACCGAUGACGGAACACCAAGUUUAACGAGUUACCGCAGAGUAUUAAUCCAGGUGACCAACAAGGACUUACGAGGUGGCAAGAAGAGUGUUGAUGCCAUCAACGAUGCGAUGAAAAAGUUAUAAGCAAGACCAAGCGGAAGCUGAAUGGAUAGCCUUGUGCGUAUUAGAUGGGAAUGCCGAUAUAAUAAGAGCCACCUCAAAUUUCAGAUUGCCAUGUUUCA